CAUCAAACAGUGGAUCAUCUGCUAUCAGCAAAUGGAACGGCGACAAGCGGCAGCCAGUGAAGCGAGACUAUAAAUAGCUUGUCUUUGAUUGAGGUCAUAUACAGGUUGAUGUGGUAUUCAAGGAGGAAUUCAGUGAUGUACCAGCAAGUCACAUGGCUGAAGACCAAUGUGUUGGUUGACUAAAUCCUGAAUACCAAUUAUCCAUUGUAUCUAUAAGAAGGAGACAUAUAUCGUAUGUUCCAUAGGAUAUUCUCAAGUCUUGAUUCAUCGGCAAUCAACAUGGCCGGAUAUGAGUGGCUAAAAGAAGAAUUGGCAGUUGCCGCGUAUUACGCUUCAGAAGGUGUCCCUCACCAUGUUCUUGUUCAACUUCUCCAUCAGAGGAACUUCACACGCACAAUGGUUGCUGUAAGGAACCAGCUGAAUGUGAUGCGGAUAUCUGAUGAAAUUGACGUCAAUGAGGUCAUUAAGCCCACUGAUGAAGACCAAGAAAUCCUGAACAAGUACCACAUAAAGCGCUCCUUACAGAUUAGUUACUUUAUGCGGAGAGUCGUGAGAGCUUUGGAUUAAAGAGCGCCCAAUUUGGCUCUCACACAGAUACCCAAAUAUAUAAUAUAAACUUGACUCAUAUUCAAUGUCGUCGUGGACAGACCAGACAAUAUGCCUACAAAGAGACAAAUAUGGGACAGCGUCUCUGUUCUGGAAUAAUGUGGUGGCCUGUGAAAAGAAACUUGAAUGUGUUUUAGUAUCAAAUGUGGUAGAUUUUACUUGAAUGAAU
This is a messenger RNA of Aspergillus ruber CBS 135680, 775 nucleotides long. RefSeq lists its product as uncharacterized. Bases 280 to 567 code for a protein of 95 amino acids. The record is from RefSeq and is a predicted model, not a curated record. NCBI's taxonomy places the organism in Eukaryota, Fungi, Ascomycota, Eurotiomycetes, Eurotiales, Aspergillaceae. The transcript has 4 exons.